Leptidea sinapis is the source of this 2247-nucleotide messenger RNA. RefSeq names its product ATPase ASNA1 homolog. Lineage: Eukaryota; Metazoa; Arthropoda; Insecta; Lepidoptera; Pieridae. Gene Ontology annotation, cellular component: GET complex. The transcript is spliced from 5 exons. Gene Ontology annotation, molecular function: ATP binding; ATP hydrolysis activity. Gene Ontology annotation, biological process: post-translational protein targeting to endoplasmic reticulum membrane. Bases 209 to 1210 code for a protein of 333 amino acids. The record is from RefSeq and is a predicted model, not a curated record.
UGUAGUGUUCUGUGUUCCCUGUUCACAAUUCAGUUUUCGCAAACAUUAGGUAAAAAUCGCAAGUUAACAGUGCAAACAUAAUAUUAUCACAAAUACCUCGAAAUUUCUUUAUUUCGACUUGAAAGUUAAAUUGUAUUUUAUGUAGGUCCUUUAAUUUUGUCUUAUAAGAAUUAAAAUACGGUAACAGUGAAAAAAACAGGUUAUAAAAAUGGCUGAUAAUGCCGAAUUUGAACCACUAGAACCUUCCCUUCGAAAUGUAAUAGAACAAAAGUCACUAAGAUGGAUAUUUGUUGGAGGAAAAGGUGGUGUAGGUAAAACUACUUGCAGUUGUAGUCUUGCGAUCCAGUUAGCGAAGGUCCGGGAAACUGUUUUGAUAAUAUCUACGGACCCCGCACACAAUAUUUCUGAUGCUUUUGAUCAAAAGUUUUCCAAGGUCCCAACUAAAGUCAAAGGUUUUGAAAAUCUAUUUGCGAUGGAGAUAGAUCCUAAUGUUGGCUUAACAGAAUUGCCUGAAGAGUACUUUGAAGGGGAAACAGAAACUAUGAAAUUAGGUAAAGGUGUCAUGCAGGAAAUUGUUGGUGCAUUCCCUGGUAUUGAUGAAGCUAUGAGCUAUGCUGAGGUCAUGAAAUUAGUGAAAGGAAUGAACUUUAGUGCUGUGGUGUUUGAUACUGCACCCACUGGGCAUACACUGAGAUUACUGUCAUUCCCCCAAGUUGUUGAGAAAGGAUUGGGCAAGCUGAUGGGCUUCAAGUCAAGGGUGGCACCAUUUAUCAAUCAAAUAGCAUCACUGGUUGGGUUGGCUGACUUCAACUCUGACAUGUUCAGCAACAAAAUGGAUGAAAUGUUGUCAAUAAUACGACAAGUUAAUACACAGUUCACAGAUCCAAACCAAACAACAUUUGUAUGUGUCUGUAUUGCUGAAUUCCUGUCUCUUUAUGAAACAGAACGGCUAGUGCAAGAGCUUACUAGAUGUGGAAUAGACACUCACAAUAUAAUUGUUAAUCAAUUAUUGAUGAAAAAAUCUGCUCCUUGCGAGCUAUGUGCAGCCAGGCAUAAAGUGCAGGAAAAGUAUCUAGAACAAAUUGCAGAUUUAUAUGAAGAUUUCCAUGUCACAAAGUUGCCGCUGCUAGAUAAGGAAGUCCGUGGAGCAACGGCUGUACAAUCCUUCUCUGAAUAUCUUAUAAAGCCGUAUGGAUCCACAGAUUCAUAGAGUGUUGCAAAUUAUUAACAUAUUGGUGUGUUGAUGGUUAUUUAUGGAUGUGGUCCUCUGUAUCAGGUGUUUCUAGUUGGCGCCUGUAUUAAAUAAAUUAUAUUCAGCCGAAUCCUUUUAAGCCGACAAUUAGUCAAUGUUAUUAUCAUGUAAAUAUGCUUUGUAUGUCAAUAUGUAUUGUAUUUGUAUGUUGGUUUGUAUUGUAUGUUAAUCGCUAAUUAGACAUGGGACUGGUAAUGAUUUUGUCUAGCACUUGGCAGCUGCAGCGUUGAGAUGCUACAUGUGGUUUUUAAUUGACUGCCGGGGCAAAAUUACGCCUAAAAAAGUCGAGAGGUAGAAAGAGAAUUCUAUGAAAAAAUUAUAUUUGAUGCUUAACAUGCAAGUAAGUUUGGUAUAACAUAUAUAUUUUCUCAUUUCAAUUUUUAACUUUUGAAAUUAUAGCAUAGAUGUUCAUAUAAAACUGGACGCGUAAUUAGUGCUAAAACACGGUAUUUAAUGUUUUCUCCAAGCCUUGUGCCUGUGCUUGAAUUAGGUCUUUCCACAGAGAACGAAACAUCUCCCUUCUAUUCUGUUGUAUAGUCAAUUUGUUAUAGGUAUUAUGUGGACUAUAUUAAUAUUUAAUACUUGAAUAAGGACUAUAGGGUAUUUCUUCCUGAUAGAAACGACAAGGAUUUCACCAGAUGGUAUGUGAUACGCCAUGCCCACUACAUUCAAGUGCUGCUCAAAGUUUUAAAGCCGAAAAAUCUCGAACGAUAACGCAUACGACGUUAACGCCCAAUAGCCUAGUAAUUUUGCACAAAUGGCGACUUAUAAACCGUACAACACUACUUGGCGACAGUAAAUGACGUCACUUUGGUAAGAUCUACCCCGGAACCUUCAAAUUCGAGCCUCUCACCGGUUUUCUUUAAUUGCUAUUUGUCAUAUAUAAUUGUUCACUAUGCUACGUCUCAUGUCUAUAUAUUAUAUAUAUAUAUGUUUAUAAAAAUCAGAAGUAAAAUAAAAGCAUGUGUUUUUAUUAAAAUUUAUUUCAAUAAAAA